AUGGCUGACCAGAGUCGCCAAGCCCCGACCAAGGCGUACCACCGCAAAGUGAAGACGGGGUGCCUCACAUGCAAAAUCCGACGAGUUCGCUGCGACCAGCAGAAACCCUCAUGCAACCGCUGCGUCUCUACCGGUCGUAAAUGUGACGGCUACGCCCAGCCGGGCACCAAGUCGCCGUCACCCCCCGGAUCAUCCUCAUCCCCUUCCCCCUCUGCGCAUGAAUCCCGCCAGCUGCAGAUCCGCCCCCGAAGACUGUCGCCGGCUGCAUCUGUCAUCACCUCCGCCACGCCCACCAGGAUCCUGCUGCCUCACAAGGACCCGGACGAACUCCAGGUGUACAGCUACUUCCUCCAGGUCGCCGCGCCGUCCAUUUCCGGCGUCUUCGGCUCCGAGUUCUGGCUCCGCGAGGUGCCCCGGUUCUGCCUCUCGGACCCGGCGAUAUGGCACGCCGUCACUGCGCUGGGCACCGUGUGCCGCGACUACGACUUCAGGACGUGCUCGACGGCGGAGAAUGUCUUUGCGAUGCAGCAGAUCGGGACCUCGCUGCAGCAUCUGACGCAGCCCAGGUCGGCGUCGAGUAUGGAUAGGUGGCGGGCCCUCAUCGCGAGUAUCUUAUUCACUUGUAUUUCCGUCGUCCAGGGGUCGUACUCGCAGGCGCUGGUGCAUGUCAGCUCGGGAGCCAAGAUCUUCCGCGAGCUUGAGGACGAGGACAAGGCGCUGAGAAAGGGGAGAGGGGGCACCGGCCGGGCGUCUCUGUCCCCCAUAUCCUUCUCUUCCGUGCGGUCGGUCCUCAUCACGUUCCAGAUCCAGCAGAGCAUAGUGGACCCCAGCGACAUCCUCGGCUCGCCGUCGAUAGAGUCCCACGACGACAGUUAUUCAGCCUGGAGGACGUACUCUGCGCCGGACCGGACCGCCAUCCCGGGCCAUGUGCUGACCCCAGACAAUAUCAUACGCGCCACCCGCGCCGGGGAGGCCCUCAUCUUCGGCUUGUCCUUCUUCCCGGCGCUGUAUUUCGAGGAGCUGUUGGCGCUCGUCGCGAGCAGGGAGCUGCAGCUCCCCUCGAUAGCGGCGAAGCAGCGGAGCCAUACCCGGUGUUUCAAGGAAAUUGGGAAGGCCAUCGCCCUCUUCGAGGAUGCGUUGAUGUCUACCGCUGGGGGGUUCACCAUCAGCGUGGUGGACAGCAGCAGCAGCAGCAGCAGCGGAGCCUCGAUCCGGGCACAGAUCGAGAAGGCGCUCAAGUACUUGCGCGUCUACCACCAUACCAGCCGGUUACUUCUGCACCGGGACCCGGACGAGCAGAAUCCGAUCAAGCGUCUGCCUGUCCUGAAGAGGCUGUGCGAGACGAUUGUCAAUCUGUGCGAGGAGCUCAUGGACCUUGAGGCGACGGGGUACGGGAACAGCGACGGGACGUAUCUCAUCCCCAGCCCUCCGCUCACCAACCCCCUCUCGAUAGUGGCCUUGCUGGGAUUCGGGCUUGCCACAAGACGACGCGCCGUCGCUCUCUUGCGGAGGCCUAGACUUGAGGGGGUGUGGGACACGCAGCUGUCUGCGAGCAUCAUCGAGGCGUCGAUGGAGCGGCAAAUGGAAGCGAGGGACGAAUAUUAUGCGGCUGUAGAAAGGGAAGGGGGGAUCAUUCCGCAGCCGGUGGCCAGGGGGACGGGAGUUGAGGAGGUGGAUAAUGGGGUGCAUCCUCAGUUCCGGUCGGCGGGAUUCUCCAUGGUCUUUACGGGUGACCGGUCGGCGGAUGUGUCGAUUCGUAUAUGGCGGGAUCUGCUUGAUGGGAAGCCUCCGUAUUUGAAGCGUAUAGAGUGGUGA
Molecule: messenger RNA, 1815 nt
Organism: Clonostachys rhizophaga
Lineage: Eukaryota; Fungi; Ascomycota; Sordariomycetes; Hypocreales; Bionectriaceae
Source: the annotation of a GenBank genome assembly